Molecule: messenger RNA, 1735 nt
Organism: Amaranthus tricolor (Joseph's coat)
Lineage: Eukaryota; Viridiplantae; Streptophyta; Magnoliopsida; Caryophyllales; Amaranthaceae
Product: senescence-associated protein AAF, chlorolplastic
Exons: 13
Coding region: 157-1500 (447 amino acids)
Biological process (GO): cellular response to oxidative stress; leaf senescence
Cellular component (GO): chloroplast
Source: RefSeq, a predicted model, not a curated record
AUUUUUCCUCUUGGCUCUUCCUAUCCAACUCUUAUAAGUCUUACCCUCUGUACUCGACAAAAUCUCUCUUCUUCCACUUCUCUUUCUCUUGCUCUCUUUGAGCAAACUUUUUAAGAAAUGUCACACAGGGUAUUCCGCUUGAACGUGUAAUCCUCGAUGGCACUAAUCCCUAGUAAAGUAUUAAGAUAUCCUGCUGUUUUAGAUCAAGCUGCUAAUUCUAAUCGACAAGCAACUUUAUGUACCAUUCCUGAUUCGGCAAGAUUACAUUUUCACAGUGGAAGUCAAGUAGUUAGCUUAAGAAGAUCGAGAAGUGAACAUCACAAUGAAGCCAGGCCCAAUCAUUCCUCGAACGGUCUAUGGAGCAUAUGCAGAAGACAUAUUAGCUAUGCUAAGUUUCAGAGAUUGUUAGUACAAUGCCACUCGAAAGGAACUCCUCAGACGAAAUCGAGAGAAGACAAUAGACAUACCGGUGAAUGUGCUGAUAUAAUUGGGGAGGGAAUUGAUGAGAAGGAUAAUCAAAAAUCUUGGGGUGGCCAAAAGUUCGCUUCUACAAGUCAAGGACUUGCCAAUGCCUAUAAAUAUGCUUAUAAUGAUGCCAAGCUUGUUAAUGAAAGAGCACGUCAAGAUAUAGUCUUACUUUCUCGUGGCCUACGCAGCCUUGAUGCUCGUGCACGUCAGGAUGUAGCUAUCCUAGGUUCCGAGUUUCUCAAGCUAGAUGCUCGGGCGAGGGAAGAUACUGAAAAGAUUGAUUAUGAUGUCAAGAGAAAGGCUGAAUAUCUUCAUCACAUUGCUACAAUUCUUAGGGACAAAGCAAAAUCGAGGCUAAAGACCGCAGCAGAUCAACACUGGAGUGAUGGAGCAUUAGAGGCUGACUUACGGCGGGCUGACCUCCGUGCCAAAAAACGCGCAAUGGAAGAUACUCUUAUGGCACUCGAGUUCGUGAAGAACAUCCACGAUAUUAUGGUUAGCAAGAUGUACAAUUUCCCUAUACGCAGGAAAAAUGGAUCUCUGUCUCAAAAUAUAAUGCUCGAAAAGAAUGGAAAGGCUCUUGAUUUCUUUCCGGGUGAAGUGUCAAAUGAUCGUAUUUCUGCUAUUCAGGAAGCGUAUUGGAGUAUGGCUGCUGCACUUUCGGAAGCUGAUGGUGUUGACUACACCGAUCCAGAAGAGCUCGAGCUGUUAAUUACUACGCUCAUAGACCUUGAUGCUAUGGAUGGUAAAUCUAGCGUAUCGCUCCUGGCUGAAUGUUCUAGCUCACCGGAUGUCAAUACUAGGCAAGCAUUGGCGAAUGCUCUAGCAGCAGCUCCGUCGAUGUGGACACUUGGGAAUGCUGGCAUGGGAGCAUUGCAGAGAUUGGCAGAAGAUAGCGAUCCUGCUGUGGCGGCAGCUGCGUCAAUGGCCAUCAAUGAGCUGAAGCAACAAUGGGAAAUCCAAGAGGGUGAUAGCUGGAGGUUCAUGCUUGAUAACAAUGUUACACAAGAGGAUGGUGGCUUCAUAAGUUAAAAAAUUAUGAAUGGAUGGUGGAAAACAUAAUUAGUACUUAAUUACAUUUACUAAUUUACUACUAAUUUCUAAUUCCAAAGCCUUUACUUUAUGCCUCUACUGUGAAUAAGAAUUCCUUUUUAUUCUGUAUUUUUGUUGGGUUUUCUGUUUACUGUAAAAAUGAAAUGAUUUUACUUUUUUUUUUUUAAUUUUUAUUUUUAUUACGAGUAAUAGAAAAGAGAGAGAAUUGAUGAUU